ACACACACACAUCAGCAUCUGCGCUUCCUCCUCCUGUGCACACUCCUCCUCCCUUCUCGCUCUACUCACAUCCUCUCUCUCUCUCGCUCUCUCGUCGCUGUACGCCUCGCCUCAGCUCGACACAGGCGCAGCGUCUCCUCUCCCGGACGUAAAAAGCAGGAAAAUGCUGCGAGGAAGCGAGCGUGAGGAGGCGCGGUGGGCUGGUGUAGCGUCUUCUUUUUGAAGGUGCGAAGGACCGUUUUGUCUCGAAGGGGGGGGGGGGGGGGAGAAAAUACAUACGCAUCAAGGAUGUCCACCUCGCCUGGUGCAGCCGAGGGGAGCCAGAGGAACUCUUCGGAAGUGGAGCGCGGCGACAACGCGGCGGGCGCCGAAUCCGCCGGCGGGCAGCUGAAGCUGAAGGACAGACACAAGUUGCUGGAGGAGGCCUUCCAGCAGGACGUGGAGCAGUACCUGUCCACGGGAUACCUCCAGAUCGCCGAGAGGCGAGGGCCAAUAGGCAGCAUGUCGUCCAUGGAGGUGAACGUGGACAUGCUGGAGCAGAUGGACCUGAUGGACAUGUCGGACCACGAGGCGCUCGACGUCUUCCUGCACUCGGGCGGCGAGGACAACAGCGCCACCUCGCCCGUCGCAGGCCCCGACUCGCUGACGACGGAGAUCAGCCUGCAGGUUCCCACUCAGGUCGAGCUGCGCGACAAGCUGUCGUCUUUGUCGUCCACGUGCGCGCGCCGUGACGGCGACGAGGAAGACGACGAUGAAGAAGAGGACGAGGAGGAAGAGGAGGGAGGGGCUAGGGCGGCGACGAGGAGGAGGAGGAGGAGGAAGAGGGCGCCCCCUCCGGUGAUGGCGCCCGAUUGUGGCGGCGGGACCCCCAAGGUUUGAAGGGGAGGGGAAAAAAACACCCCCACAUUACAACAUCUGCCUUAGACAGCAACUUACAUUUGGGGAAAAAACCAACUUUUGACUGUAAUUACCACCACAUCAUCAACUCAGGUGCACAUGUGGUAUGGUUUGUUGGAUUCUGGAAAACAAACCAAAAAAAAGGCUAAAAACAAGCACACGACGACGACGACGACGACAACCACGAAACUUGAAAUGGAACCUCCUGCCCGAAUGUCGGCAUCAUCGAGGAAAAUUGUCAUGACGACCAUAGACGAGGAAACGGACCGUACCUUUGGCGUUGUGCUUUUUCUUGAGCUUAUGAGCAUUCCCCUUUGUAUGUUCCGGGGUUUUCCUUUUGUGCGUGUGCCAUAUUUUCUCCAAGUUUAACAAAUAAUCUUGUGUAUCCGUCAGGCUCGCGAAGGACCAAAGUUGGGACUUUUAGUUCGUAUGCGCGCGCGUGUGCUCUUGUCCCGACUGAAGAAUCGUACAUGAUUUGAGUGUGCACUGUAUCUUGUUAUUGCGCUGAGAUGAAUUAAAAGGCCAUCUGGGGA
Phycodurus eques (leafy seadragon) is the source of this 1430-nucleotide messenger RNA. It is a transcript of the gene dtnbp1b, whose product is annotated as dystrobrevin binding protein 1b. The transcript has 4 exons. Lineage: Eukaryota; Metazoa; Chordata; Actinopteri; Syngnathiformes; Syngnathidae. The coding region runs from base 289 to 879 and encodes 196 amino acids. Gene Ontology annotation, biological process: platelet dense granule organization; anterograde synaptic vesicle transport; regulation of synaptic vesicle exocytosis. The record is from RefSeq and is a predicted model, not a curated record. Gene Ontology annotation, cellular component: neuron projection; BLOC-1 complex; synaptic vesicle membrane.